UGUCAAGGUUGUUUGUUUUGGCAGAUACUCGAUUCUGGCGGUCCCGAUAGCAUGGAUUUACGAACAAAACAGGCCAGAAUAUUCAGAGAAGGUGAACGAGAGGUAUCUGACUCUGUUAACAAGAAAAAUCGAAGAAUGUAUAUGGGGGAAGUCAGUAAUACUGUACAACAGAAGCAAGCUAUAAAAAGUCUGUGCACUGACCUACCUAGUGGGAAUGUUGAUAAUUCAAGUGAACCAAAAGACAAGAUUGACAAAAAUGUCAAAUCUAAUGGAACAAAUGGCCCUCCUAUACCAGACCACACCACAACCCACAGUUCCGGUUUUAAUUUAAGCAUUUGCAGAGACUCCGACAGAACAGAUCCUCUUGGUCCACUUGACUGUUUAGUAAUUAAUAUUAAGUUUCCUUGUUUGAGUUUAUCGCCAGAUAAUAGUGAAAAACCGAUUGGCUGUCAGCCUGACCUAAAAUUACUCUAUGAAAUGGAUGCUGCUGCCGAAGGUACAGCAAGAUUCGACAAGUCUACCCGAACUCUAUGCGUCAAACUUCCCAUAAUUAAACAAAAAGAAUUCAGUCCUUGCCAAUUUGUUGAUAGUGUUGAAAGUAGUGGUGACAACAACAGCGAUGAUGGUGUUGAUUAUAAAGAAGAAGAAGGAGAAGAGGAUUCAAAAGGCGCUGAAUCUAAUUCUACUGCAAAUACUUCUAAUCCUGACUGUGUUACAAUGAACGAUACAGCUGAGAAACGUAGACGUCGUAAACGUCGUAAGCGACGAAACAAAUCAAAGUCUUCAAAUGAUAUUAGUGGGAAUACACUAAAUCCCUCAUGUAACGGUACAUCAUAUACGAAUACUGACACGACUGCUUUGUCUGCUAUGGGUGAGUGUUUAACCGAAGUGAAUAAAACUACAGGAUCAUUAAUAAAUUCACAUGAAACAAUGCUGGGAACUGAGAAUUUAGCAAAGAGUGAAGUCGUCUUAGAGCCAACCGUUAAAUCACCAAGUGUAUGUGGCAGUGAAGUUAAAGUAAAGCGACUUAAAAGUUCAGAAAUGAUUUUAUCCGAAGAUAGGCGUUUAGCACCUGUUCUUAUUCGUCAGGAUACAUCAUCCUUGACUAUUUUGUUAGAUGUACGUAAUAUACUGGCUGACUCAGUUGAGAUAAUUUGGACUGAUCGUGUCCAUUCAAAUGCCUUGGACGAUAAUAAUAAAAAUAAUAAUAAUAAAUUUCACACAUUAUCAGCUCAAUUACUCCUAUUGAUCACCUUUUCAAGUCGUGGAUCAGAUGGUUGUACUGUGGAUUGGGGGACAGUAUUGCAAUGUUCAUCGUCUAUAUCCUCCGACAAAUCCACACAUGAUGUCUGCAAAUCAUUUGAGUCGCAUAAGUGUGGAAUACUACCCUAUAAUCGUUUCAAACCAGAGGUAAUAUCUUCUCGUUUCUCUGAAACAAAUGGCAUUUUAAUUAUCCGUAAACCAAUAUGCAACUGUGACCAUUUGUCUGAUAAUCAAAAAUCAUCUCAACACUUGGCUAAUCAAGUUUUCUGGUGGGAAUCAAUUGCAACUGGGCGUUCUGUAACCACCGGUGCUAUGGAGGGUUCAUUUAUUGGAAAGGAAGUUUUAUCAUCCCAUGUCAAUUAUAAUAAUGCUACAUCAUAUUCUACUAAUGUAACGUGUCCCAGUGUGCUUACUAAAAGUGAGGCUACAGUGAAUAAUAAUAAUAAUAACAUAUCCUCUAAACCACAAAUACACAGUACAAACUCAGGGAUGAUUAAUCACCAACAGUUGAAUUCACUUCGUGUCACUGCUGUAUCAAAUAACUGUUGUUCUAUCGAAUGGAAUACCAAUGAUAAAUCUGUUAACUGUGAAAAUAAUAGUAAUUACAAUGCUAUUGAAAAGAAUAAUACUAUCUUAAAAGAUAAUCCAUUAUCGAAUACCAACCAGUCUAUUGGAUCUUCUAUUGGAGUAAAUAAUCAAGUUAAUAAGAGUAAUGGUCUGCCUACUACUACUACUACUACUACUAGUAGACGUCUAAGGUGUAAUUCCACGCCUAGUAAUUCAGAACAAAUCGAUUGUCUAACAGCGCCAGUAUUGAAAGGUAUUCUCAAACACCGUUCAGUAUCAGAAUGUAGUGGAGAUGAAGUGACUAUUUUGGAUACGAGUGAUUUGCGUGCUGGUUCUGGACUAGCUGGUGACAAUCAAGAUGCUAUAUUAUCCGAAAGAAACAUGUGUCUUCGACAAUCCUUAUCCAAUGACAAAUUGUCAGUAGUAGGAAGUGAUGGUUAUCAACGACUGAGAUCUGUUAGUUUCUCGAAGCGUAAUCAACAUGUUGGUUUUUCGCCUAAAGACACUGUAGAAGCAUUACAUAAUGCUUUGUGCAAUAUACGAAAGAAAGUCACUCGGCAGACCGCUCACCAUCAACAUACAAUUGAUGUAAAUUCAAAUCAUUCAGACAAUAAAAGAAGAAGAUCCACAAAAAAAGAUGGUGAAUUAUUGAAUGAUUCUAAAAAUAACACCUGUAAAUUCGAAAAUGGCUCCUCUUCAUCUUCUAAAAAUGGAUUAGAUAAUAAGCAUAGCCGUGUGCCUGAAAUAUGUGAUAAUACAAAUCCUUCAGAACAUCUUCAUGACAGCGUAUUUCACAACUGUUCCACCCCCAAUACCCCAGAUGCCAACAACAAUGUUGACUUUAAUCAAUUCGGAAGUCUUUCAAAGAACAAUCUUGAGUCUAACGUCGUCAUUUCCGCAGACAUCCCUAGUACAGCAACAACAACGACAACACCACAAGAAGAAGAAAUCUUGAGAAUAAUUCCAGAAUGUGAUGAAACUGGUAAUAGCAGUAGUAAUAGUAGUAGUAUUCCUCAUAGGACACAUUAUACCUCAUCAACUGUUCCCUUAACUACAUUUCCUAUAUUAGAAUUAGAUGAAGAAUAAAUUUUUCCCCUC
Trichobilharzia szidati is the source of this 2928-nucleotide messenger RNA. Lineage: Eukaryota; Metazoa; Platyhelminthes; Trematoda; Strigeidida; Schistosomatidae. The record is from the annotation of a GenBank genome assembly.